This is a messenger RNA of Bactrocera tryoni, 2783 nucleotides long. Its product is annotated as protein phosphatase 1L. NCBI's taxonomy places the organism in Eukaryota, Metazoa, Arthropoda, Insecta, Diptera, Tephritidae. The transcript is spliced from 7 exons. Bases 730 to 2403 code for a protein of 557 amino acids. Gene Ontology annotation, biological process: protein dephosphorylation. The record is from RefSeq and is a predicted model, not a curated record. Gene Ontology annotation, molecular function: cation binding; protein serine/threonine phosphatase activity.
GUGGGGCGAAUUGGGAGCUCGUAUAUUGCUUUGGUCAGUCGUCGAUAAAUUCCGUUAGUGUCAACAAGUGGGAAAAGUAUAUGUGAUGUCGUGCGCAUAAAAAUAAAAAUUGCAUUUUAUGUGAAAAGAAAGAGAAAAAAUUGUAUGAACGCUGCAGUUUUCAGUACGUUUACAGCGAACGGGUCACCUACAUAAAAAGGGCAUUGCUCUUUCCUGACGUGCUCUCCAAGAAUUUUCAGCAAAUUGCAGCAAUUUUCUUAUUUCACAGUAAUAAUAUGCUUAAAUGACCUUUGUUUUACAUUAAUUGACUCAGUUGAUUAAUACAAUCGGCGCAAAAGUACGUCAUUUUAAAUAAAGAAAUUCAAAAGCAAAAACGAAAAGUGAAAAGAAUAUUUGUGAUUUUUUGGCACGCAACAAUAACGACACCGGUGAGGCGAGGUUUUGUGAAAAAAAUAUAUGUACAUAUAUUAGUUGUGUUGUUGGAUAAAAACGAAGACAGUGUGUAAUAAAAUUUAAAUAUGUGAAAUUCGAACGACGUGAAAAGCAAAAUACAUAUGUAUUCAAAACAAUCGAUAUCACUACUGUGACCCGUAAAAAGUAAACAAAACGACAAGUCAGCUGUUCCAAAAAGUGUACUACUGAAAGCACAACUUAAGCAAACACACAUUUAAAGUAUUAAUAUAACUAUAAUUAAUAUAUAUAAAAUACAAGUGAAAUUAUAGUCGACACAUGGAUGACGAGUUGGAGGAUAAAGUCUUUUACCAAGCAUACGUUUCCCACAUGAAGAUUUUAUCGAAAUUCGCUGUGGGCUUUUCGUCCAUCAAUUCGCCCUUGGCUUACAUAUGGAAAUUAUGUCGCCUCUAUCUGCUACGACCCGAAGUGAUAUUUUUCGGUGUGAUUCUUUUCAUUUUCUUAAUUUACUUACAAGCUGUUGAUGCCUGGAGUCGUGGCUUAUUGGGGCGUAUACAAACCACACUUGGUCGUCAGAAGGCAAAUCGUCUGAAGUUGACAAGUGAGGCAAGCGGUCAUGGUGAUUAUCAAUGUUGGGAAGAGGUGCGUCAGCAAAGUGCCGUUUAUGCGUUACUCGGACGAAGACCACGUAUGGAAGACAGAUACAUCAUCGAAGAGAAUAUCAAUAAUAAUACAGGAAUCUCGUUUUUUGCCAUCUUCGAUGGUCACGGCGGUGAAUUUGCGGUGGAUUUUGCGAAAGAUAUUUUAGUAAAAAAUAUUUACAAUAAAAUUAUCGCUACAACAAAGCUGCUGGGCAAUCAACAACACCUGUCCGAAAGUAAUAAAAAAGCAGCACUCGAUGCUGAUUACGCGGAAUAUGACGCGAGUCCAUACCUGAAGCGGAAGGCAAGCCGUAAAGAUGAAAGCAAUAAGGAGAAUAAUGAGCCGUCAGUGCGGCGACGAGACAGUCUGCGCAAGGCACACAGUACCGCAGAUGAUUGCAAGACACCCUCAGGUGGCAAACAACAAAAGGACACCGAUGUCUUCACUUCCAAACUGAACUCUCUAAUGCGCAGCAGCAAUGCGGCCAAAGAUGCUCUUUUCGGUGGCGGUAAAGAUGCUGGCAGCGAGGGCGGCAAAUCAAAUGGACCACCACAGAAUUUCGACGCCAAAUGUUACAUUGAAAAUGGUAAAAUUAAUUAUGGCAAAUUAAUCACAGACGAAGUCUUGGCCGCCGACUACAAACUGGUUGAAGCAGCAAAAAAGCAGACCAAUAUUGCCGGCACCACAGCACUGAUCGCCGUCAUCGAGGGCAGCAAAUUGACCGUGGCGAACGUUGGCGAUUCGCGUGGCGUUAUGUGCGACUCACGUGGAAUAGCGAUACCGCUGUCAUUCGAUCACAAACCGCAGCAAGUGCGUGAGCGCAAGCGCAUACACGAUGCUGGCGGCUUCAUCGCAUUUCGUGGCGUUUGGCGUGUGGCCGGCAUAUUAGCGACGUCCCGUGCGCUCGGCGAUUAUCCAUUGAAGGACAAAAAUCUAGUCAUAGCCAAUCCGGAUAUAUUAACCUUCGACUUGAAUGACCACAAGCCCACAUUUCUGAUACUCGCCACAGAUGGUCUGUGGGACACGUUCAACAAUGAGGAGGCCUGCACUUUUGUCAAAAAGCAUCUACACGAAGCAGACUUCGGCGCCAAAGCGUUAACAAUGGAAUCAUAUCAACGUGGUUCAGUGGAUAAUAUCACCGUGCUGUUGGUAGUCUUUCGUAAUGGCAACUAUCGUAUCAGUUCGGCCACAACAACGAGUGCAACUGCAUCGAAGACCCACAACAAUGCAGCUGCGCCAGCGUCACUAUCCGCUCCGGCGUCGACAGCUAAAUUUCCCGCAACCAAUAAUGCGGCGAAAUUUCCCGUAACAAAUUUAAUUCGUUCGAAUAGUGGCGUCACCGCGAAGUAAAUCUCCCUUAUUGCAUCUAUGUAUAUACCAUACAUGUUUCAAUAUGUAUGUGUAUAUAUGGAUAUUGUGUCAUCAUAAGGAUGGAGUUGAGAGCACGCCAAAUGACCAGCGUUAGUGAAAUUAGGAAAAGAAAAACGAGGGUGGGAAGAAAAAUGUAUUUUUAAAAUUAUUUAUGUGCCCUGUUACUAGUUAUUAAGCAUUUCUUUCGAAACCGAAACAUAUUCGAAUGUGAGAUAUGUAUAAAUGCAUAUAAAAAACAAACUCGCUAAUAAUACAUUACGACAUAUUCAUCUAUGUAUGUACAUAUGUAUGUAUUGAAUAUAAUAACACUUUUUUAUGCAACACUUCAAGGAAGCCAAGUAAUCUUACACCUGCAACAA